AUGAACCAACGAGAAGUGUUUUGGCGUCAACGCUCGAAACGAUUGUGGCUUCAAGAAGGUGAUAGUAACAGUAAGUACUUUCAUGCUAAAACUACUUCUAGAAAGAAACACAAUACUAUAACUCGGCUUAUGAAUGAUGUCGGUAACUGGGUUACUUGGGAGGAUGAGUUGCCGAAUGUUAUGAUUGAUUAUUUCACUAACUUAUUUACUUCAAAUGUGGCCGAUUACUCAACUGUGGUAGAGGAGAUUACUCCGUCGAUCACCAUGGAUCAGAAUAUGUCUUUACUUAGGCCGGUUUUGGAAGAAGAAGUUAGAAGUGCUCUGUUUAAUAUGCAUCUUGAUAAAUCUCUUGGUCCCGAUGGUAUGACCCCUAGCUUUUUUCAAAAAUACUGGGAAAUAGUUAAUAGCGAUGUUGUGAACCAGGUUUGUCAAUUCUUUGCGAAUGGUAGUAUUCCUGAUGGACUGAAUGAUACGAAUAUUGUUUUGAUUCCGAAGAAGAAACAACCUACUUCGAUGGGUGACCUUCGGCCUAUAUCCUUGUGCAACGUCUUGUAUAAGAUAGUAUCUAAGGUGCUUGCGAGUCGUUUAAAAGAAGUGUUGCCUCAGAUCAUAUCUUCAAACCAAUUGGCUUUCAUCUCAAAUCGCCUUAUUACUGAUAAUAUUAUGAUAGCGUUUGAGGUUAUGGAAUAUCUCAAAAGAAAGCGUAAAGGCAAAGAAGGAUUUAUGGCGCUCAAACUUGAUCUUAGUAAAGCUUAUGAUCGUGUGGAGUGGGGCUUUCUUCGAGCUAUGAUGAGUAAGAUGGGAUUUGAUUUGCGUUUCAUUGAUCUUGUUAUUGCUACAAUUAGCUCUGUGAGUUAUGUCUAUUGUCGUGCAAAUGAUAGAGAGGUUUCGAAUAUAUUACAUCUACUUCAACUAUUUGAGAUCGCUUCUGCUCAACAAGUUAAUUUCAGUAAGUCCUCUGUCUUCUUCAGUACUAAUGUGCCUAAUGCUACUCGGGACCGAUUGUGUGGGAUCCUUAGAAUGAGACAUGCAGAUGAACAUAGUACUUAUCUUGGCCUCCCUUGUGUCAUGGGAAGAAAUAAAGAUGCCAUUUUGGGGUUUUUGAAAGACAAGAUGCAGAAGCGCAUUCAAAGCUGGGAGGGUCGUUUCUUGUCUACUGCUGGGCGUGAAGUCCUAUUAAAAACUGUAGCACAAGCUUUGCCAAGUUUUGCUAUGUCUGUGUUCUUAUUGCCUUUGAAAACUUGUUCACAUCUGGAGAGCCUUAUGUCUAAGUAUUGGUGGAGUUCGAGUAGUAGGAAAGGUUGGCGGUUACUUCUGUACCAGGAUUCCCUUGUGGGUCGGAUAUAUAAGGCUCGAUAUUUUCCUAACUGUUCAUUCUUGGAGGUUGAGUUGGGUGGCAAUCCGAGCUUCAUAUGGCGCAAUGUCCUUGAGUCACAAAAGCUACUCAUAGAUGGUGCCCGUAGAAGAAUAGGAUCUGGUUCAUACACUGAGGUGCUUAACACACCUUAG
Cannabis sativa is the source of this 1509-nucleotide messenger RNA. RefSeq lists its product as uncharacterized. The record is from RefSeq and is a predicted model, not a curated record. The coding region runs from base 1 to 1509 and encodes 502 amino acids. Lineage: Eukaryota; Viridiplantae; Streptophyta; Magnoliopsida; Rosales; Cannabaceae. The transcript is spliced from 3 exons.